UACGGCACAUUCACGGAUACAAGAUACGCCAAACAAAAAUGGCGUCUGUUAAGGCCGUACAAGGUCUCAAACAUGUAAAACCCAUCUUAUCAGCCGACCACAGUGAGGCCAGAAAAAGGGUUUUAAGUUUAUAUCGGGCAUGGUACAGACAAGCAGAAUUAGUGGUUGCUGACUAUGACCUUACAGUUACUGUAGCGGAAUGCAGAGCCAAAGUUCGAGAGAAUUUUGAAAAGAAUCGCAACGUAACAGAUGUCAGGGUGAUAGACAUGUUGUUCAUAAAGGGUCAACACGAACUUGAGGAGACCAAAAAUAUAUGGAAACAGAAGAAUCAUGUUAUGAAUUAUUUCAACCAAACAGUCAACCCCAAACCUGCCGACUUCUUUUCCAAAUUUCUUGAAGGUCAUGAACCAUGAAUGUUAUUUAUUUAUAUAAAAAUUUACAGUGAAGUCUUUUGUAUGAGCACCAUCUUAUUUCUAGAAUUUUCUUAUAAGAACUGUAUGAAGUAAAGAUAUUUGAUAUUAGAUUAUUUAGAAAUAUGAACAUUUUGUCAAAUAUAUAUAUGUUUAAAUAAAAGUUUUAAAAGAGA
Ruditapes philippinarum (Manila clam) is the source of this 586-nucleotide messenger RNA. Its product is annotated as NADH dehydrogenase [ubiquinone] 1 alpha subcomplex subunit 6-like. Bases 39 to 413 code for a protein of 124 amino acids. The record is from RefSeq and is a predicted model, not a curated record. The transcript has 3 exons. Gene Ontology annotation, biological process: response to oxidative stress. Lineage: Eukaryota; Metazoa; Mollusca; Bivalvia; Venerida; Veneridae.